AUGUUUGUUUUGUUAACAGUCGUAACUAAGCGAUAGUGUCUAAUGUCUGACCAGGUUGGGAGAGCAACUUUGAUGGAAGAUUAUUUUGUUAACCACACUACGCCAUGGCAACGACAAACUUGAGUCUUUCUGAUCAAUUUCUGGAGGAUAAUUUCUUCCAUGAAGAUGAAUUCGCUGCAUUUCAAAAGAACAUAUCUUAUCCAUUUGAUGAUCUCUGUAGAAAAACUUUGCAGGACAUUGAGAUUUCCAUAAAUAGCAGUCCCAUACAGUGUAAUUCUUUAACUGAAGAGGUCUGCUGGCAUGAUCUCAGUGAUAGUUCAGAUAGUGGGGUUCAUGGUGUUACUCUUAAACCGGAGCCUUUGUCACCACACUCUAACAGUUCAGAUGGAUCUGCUAAUGAUCUGGCUAUCAAACAAGAACCAUUGUCCCCUUCUUCAACACCUGGCUCUGAUUCUGGCAUAGAAAGUUAUAAACCCAUAAAUGACCAGUUUCAUUACCAUUCUGAUCUAAAGUCAGAAUCAAAAGAUUUUGUCCUCUCUUUUGUAAAUCAGGCUAAUGCCAAUGCUGCAAAUUCUGUAAUCAACCCUGGUGUUGGCUCAAAUCUUACUAACCCUUCAGUCAUGCAAGUAAUGCAGAGCAAUCUUCUUCCCACUCAGCCGGUCACCUGUCUCACUUCAGUUCCUUCACCAACAUUGACAUCAUCUAACAUUAGCACCAUUGUAAACUCUAAAGUGAAGAUUAAACCAAGAAUGUCUGAUGGCCAGAAUCCUUUGACUACUUCCAAGACCAAUGGUGAAUGCUGGCCCACCUCAGUGCCACCACAGACCACAUCAAAUGGAAUCUCAGUACCAAACUACCCAGUUUGUUCUUCAACAGAUCUUCACCCACAGAAUGAUGCAACUACAGUUACAUCUGAAUUUAUUGACAUGAAUGGCACCAAUCCUUUGCAUUCCAACCUAAAUAAUAGUUUCAAAGCAUUAAAACGACAACAGAGAAUGAUCAAAAACAGAGAAUCAGCCAGUUUAUCACGGAAACGGAAGAAAGAGUAUCUCCAAAACUUGGAAACAACUUUAAAUGAAUUCACCAAACAGAAUGAUGAACUUCAAAAAGAAAACCAAAAACUGAAAAAUAAAAUUUUCCUACUUGAAUCUGAGAAUGCCAAACUGAAGAAAUGUGUUCCCGUGUUAAGUAGCAAAAAGACAUUCCUUUUGACUAUAGUUCUCAUGUUAACAAUGAGAUUGGGACCACUCAGUUACUUUUCUCUCAAAGACUCAAAUACUGUAGAAAAUUUAAAAAAUGAAUUCAGCAUGCCACUUGGUCGGCAUCUAUUGUCAUUUGGUGAUAAAUAUGGUGGCAAGUUACUACAAGAAGCUUUGUCUUCAAAGUGGAGAGAUAGAAUGAGCAAAGUAGCACCCAGUAAUGAUGUUCUCUUUGAACACCCACCAUUCCUUGCAAAUAAUACAGACUCUAAAAGACAGAAAUGUUCAAGUGAGUUCAACAAAACAGAAUCAAUAAGAAUUGCUCGAGAUCUCUCAGACUGGAUGCUGUUACUUGAACAGCAAAAGAAAAAAAAUACUUUAAAGAAACCUGCUUUCAAAAAGAACAGCCAUAACCAUGAAACAGUAUUUCAGUUCAAGAAAUUCACAAACAAUGGUCACUUUGAUGCCUGGCAAAAGCUCAGAGCUGACUACCAAAAAUAUGAACUGCUUCCUUUUGAAAAUGGUCCCAGAAAUAAGAAAGAUUACCUUAAAAAUAUUCCUCGAAGAAAUGAUACUUUCUAUGUAUUAUCUUUAAGCAUGGAUCACUUUCUACUGCCUGCAACUGCGCACAAUAAAACUAUGCGACCUCGAAUGUCCAUGAUGAUGCCUGCAUUAGCCCUCAAUGAUUCUGUGCACCGUCCUGACGGAAGUAUUGGGCUGAUUCAAAUUGACUGUGAAGUUGUUAGCACCCAACUUAUACAUGUUCAUGAUAAGUAUGAGACAAGAAACCAAUUACAACCAAAUGGCUCUCAUUCUGUUCACACAAACAGCAAACCAACAAAGCACAAGAGAAAAGUAUAAGAACAAAUCAUUUGGGACUCAUAUUUUUUUAUUUAUUCAUAUUUAUUGUUUGGGGAUAUUUUCACCUUGCUAUGAGUUAGCAGAGUAACGUGGAUGUUGACAGAAACUCUAGUUUAGCAAAAACUCUAGUUAUACAUUAUACAUUCAGACACGUAUACUUCUUUAUAAUACACAAUAUACAUUGUUUUCAUAUCA
Octopus sinensis (East Asian common octopus) is the source of this 2255-nucleotide messenger RNA. RefSeq names its product cyclic AMP-dependent transcription factor ATF-6 alpha. The record is from RefSeq and is a predicted model, not a curated record. NCBI's taxonomy places the organism in Eukaryota, Metazoa, Mollusca, Cephalopoda, Octopoda, Octopodidae. Gene Ontology annotation, biological process: endoplasmic reticulum unfolded protein response; regulation of transcription by RNA polymerase II. The coding region runs from base 105 to 2060 and encodes 651 amino acids. Gene Ontology annotation, molecular function: RNA polymerase II cis-regulatory region sequence-specific DNA binding; DNA-binding transcription factor activity, RNA polymerase II-specific. Gene Ontology annotation, cellular component: nucleus. The transcript is spliced from 14 exons.